AAACAUGAUGCCCAACUGCAUUCUAAUGUACAGUCGUCUUCAGAACAAAUCGACAACGAAGUUUUGAUAAAUUUAGUAAAUGGUGCUGUUGGUUCUAUUAUGACACGCCUUCAAAGUAUGUAUAAACUCUCUUUUCCUGGGUCUAACGUAUAGCAAGUGUGCAGCAUAUUCAUAUAUAACAACUUGCAUGUGAUUACAAAUUUACAAGAUUUACAAAUUUUUGAAAUUAAAUUUCCGAUUGCCAUUUGGUUUAAAUGAAUAAUGUAACAAAUUACAACUUACAUUCAAACUUGACAACAAAUUGCAUUCAUAUUUUCUUUGGAUUGUGAAAACCAUCACGUUUAUUUAAAAGACAGUAAUGUUUUCCACAAUGCAGAAACAAAUUACAUUCACUUCCCAACUUUUGGAUAUAUCAGUCUAAUUUCAUUAGAGGGGAAGACACUAGAUUAAUGCGUGAAAUCGUUGGGUAGUGAAUGUAGUUUGUCCAUGUAUUGCAAACGUUUUGUUAAACCAGGUUAGUGCAUCAUUUUUGAAAUGUUCUUAUAAUUAAUCAUGUCAUUCUGUCCAAACCUCUUUUAGACUUGGCUGAAUUUGAAGGAGCAGAAACGAAAGUGACAACGUUGGUAGGAGCUGCUAUGAGUCCAGAUAAUCUAUGUCGUAUGGAUCCUGCCUGGCAUCCGUGGUUAUGA
Molecule: messenger RNA, 689 nt
Organism: Paramuricea clavata
Lineage: Eukaryota; Metazoa; Cnidaria; Anthozoa; Malacalcyonacea; Plexauridae
Source: the annotation of a GenBank genome assembly